This is a messenger RNA of Metopolophium dirhodum (rose-grain aphid), 1606 nucleotides long. RefSeq lists its product as uncharacterized. Bases 356 to 1606 code for a protein of 416 amino acids. The record is from RefSeq and is a predicted model, not a curated record. Lineage: Eukaryota; Metazoa; Arthropoda; Insecta; Hemiptera; Aphididae. The transcript has 6 exons. Gene Ontology annotation, cellular component: cytoplasmic ribonucleoprotein granule; nucleus. Gene Ontology annotation, molecular function: mRNA binding; RNA endonuclease activity.
UAUUGUUAUAUUAUUACAGGUAGGUGCUAAUCGUCUAGUUCCUUUUUUUAUAAUAUUUUAUAUUAUUCGUGUACGCCGGUUGUCGUUUUGUUUUAUAGUAUAUUCAUUCGGGAGCGUAAAUUAUUAUAUUUGUUUUUAUAUUAUAUUAUUAUUGUGUGUGGUAGUCGCCACUUGUAGUUUUAUGUAUUAUUAUAUAAUAUUGUAGUUUUUUAUACCUAUGUACCUAUUAUUGUUUGUAUGUACGUAAAUUAUUAUAAACACUGUGUGUGUCGAACACAUUUAUAUAAAUUUAGGUAGUUGCUGCUGGCCAGCUGCACUCCACAAAACGGUAUUCUUCGAUCAGAGUUCAAUCGAAAUGUCGAAUUCGAAAUCAUUCACACAAGCAUUGAAGUCAACGCCAUCAUUAACAUGUACAAAAUCGCAUGAUCCAGGGUGCUCUCGGCAGCUAGCAGACUCACCGAAAUCAAGUUAUAUCAUUCAAAGAAGAAAGAAGAGGAUACAUUUAGUUUCACCAGAAAUACAGCGGAGGCAGCGGGCUGAUCCGACGUUGAUUGUAAAAGAAAUGAGAUCAAGAAUAGCACCUAUAGACAUUAAUGCGCCAAAUAUAAGUGCAGUUGAGGAUAAGAAUGAAAAAUUGGUUUUUACGGUCGAUCUUACAAGUAUGGAAACGGUUUCUUCCACAGUACCGAAUAUUACAAAUGAUGAAAUCAUAGAUAUUAUUGAUAUUACUGCUGAUGAUGAUAUUACACUUGAAAACUUCCAAGCUAUAGAUCACGAAAAAACAACACUGAACAUCGAUAAUGAUGAAAUAAUUAAUAUUACUAAGACAAGAAAUAUAAAUGAAGAUGUCCCUAGACAAUUUUCAUGUGAUACUAAAUUGUUUGAUAAUGAUCUUCAGAUUAUUAAUUUUCGUACUAGUGUUCAAAAUAAAUCUAUUGAACUUAUUACUAUAUCGGACAACAGUGAGGAUGAAAAUACAUCAAAUCAACAAUCUAUUACAAAACCAAAUAGUUUUAAAUCUGUAUCCAAACGACAAGAUAUUUCUACAAUAGGUAAAAGUAGAGCCCCAUUUUAUCGUUAUUUGCAUAACCAUAAUAGGGUAUGGGAAGAACAAAAUAAUAGAAAGCUGCGACCCAUCAUCAUUGAUGGUUUAAACAUUGGACACACACAUGGUUUAGGAACGUUUUCAGUGAAAGGCAUUGAAAUAUGUAUACAAUUUUUCAUGGAUCGAGGGCAUAAAAAUGUGUUAGCGUUCAUUCCAGUCCAUCAAUGGGGACUACCUGGGUCUGAAAGGAAAACCCGGCUUGACAAUUUAUAUAAAAAAGGGCAAGUUUGUUUUACCCCCAGCAGAAAGAUCCAGAACUUGAGGAUGACAUGCCGCAAAGACCGAAUGAUGCUUGGAUAUGCCAAUAAAUGUGAUGGAGUGGUUGUUUCAAAUGAUAACUUUCGGGAUUUAUAUGAUGAAAAUGAAGCAUUCAAAAAAAUCAUUGAAAAUAGACUAGUAAUGGUUACGUUUGUCAAGGAUGACAUAAUUGUUCCAGAAGAUCAAUACAACGGAAGAACAAAUAUCGUGUAUCUUUCGGAUAUUUUACGUUUUCCAGAAUAA